Messenger RNA from Momordica charantia (bitter melon), 881 nucleotides. RefSeq names its product Calcium-binding EF hand family protein. Gene Ontology annotation, molecular function: calcium ion binding. The record is from RefSeq and is a predicted model, not a curated record. NCBI's taxonomy places the organism in Eukaryota, Viridiplantae, Streptophyta, Magnoliopsida, Cucurbitales, Cucurbitaceae.
CAUAUUGGGAAACCGCAGGUCGCUUUAUUCCAAGUGUCCAUCGAGAAAAGGAAAUGUGUGGCAGAAGUAGAACAGCGCAUGAACUUGAUCUUUUUCCACUACAAAAUCUUUGCAAAUGACAAAUUUCGUUAUCGUUGCUGCUACGGCGGAUAUCCCGAUCUUCCUUUGCCCGGAGCACUUACAGUCUGCUUUGCGGGGCCUGUGAUCUUCAGUUACCGUCGCUCGCUGCCGUCUAUCAUGGGACAGAUCUUGGACAAAAUUGGAGGCAAACAAUGGAGGGAUGCCCAAAUGAGGAAGAUAUCAGACAAGAUAUUUAAUAAGAUUAAAAAUCAUUCAGAUAAGGUUAACCUGUCAUUUGAAGAUCUGUAUAUUGCUACGUUACUUGUGUACAAUGAAAUUAACAAGCGGUUGCCUGGCCCGCAUCAUGAUCCGCCCUCGAAGGAACGUGUCAGAGAACUCAUAAAGGAAAGCGAUCUCAACAUGGACCAAGAAAUUGACCGCGAAGAAUUUAUGAAGUUCAUCUUGCUUUUGACAUCUGACACCGUCAUAACAGUGAGCCAGGGAUUAGUCCUCACUUUGGUGGUAGCACCAACAGUCGCUGUGGUCACAAAGAAGAGUACCGAAGGCGUUCCAGGUGUUGGAAAACUGGUGCAAAAACUACCUGCCUCGGUGUACGCUUCCCUCAUCACUCUUGCUGCUCUGUCCUUUCAAAACGCUCACCAGGGGGCUUGAUAAAUGAUAAGUUGAGACUGUUUCAUUCCGUUCCGUCUAUAUAUUCCUUUGUUCUUUACAUAUAUGUGAUUGUGAACGAAUUAACACUCAGAACUCUGAGUUUACCAUUUGAAGCCAUGUUUAUAUUCUGUUUUCAUAGCUGUUCAUCA